UUCUACUUGGACGGUGCUACUUCCGUUGUUAGCAUCGAUUUUGUACAUUAAAGCUUCAAGGUUGGACAGGUGCGGUCAGACUGGAGAGGGGGUGCAGUGACACGAUUCCAGGCUACAGUGAAACAGCUGAAAUGGCACAAUCACAGAUCCGCUUGAAAAUUCUCCCCAGUGUUCGCAGCUUCUUUGACAAGAUGGUGCGGGUAAAAGUAGAGGGACUCACUCCUCACAAACCAGUGGAACUGAGGUCCAAACUGGUUGAUGACAAAGGUGUAAUUUUCAAAGCCUCUGCCCUGUACAAAGCAGAUGAAAGUGGUCAGGUGGAUGUCUUCCACACACCCUCUCUGGGUGGUAGUUACACCGGCGUGGAGCCCAUGGGUUUGUUUUGGGCCCUGGCACCAGACGCACCACACACUAAACUCAUGAAGAAGGAUGUGCUCAGCCCAACACGCGUGGCCCUGGAGGCUCUUAAUGGAGAGACUGGCGAGGUUUUAGCAUCUGAAUCUACUGAGAGAGGAUACAUGAUUGAGGGGAUGAAGAGAAUACCUUUACAAGAGGGCAGAAUACGAGGUGUCCUCUUCAUACCACCAGGAAAUGGCCCAUUCCCAGGAAUUGUAGAUUUGUACACUUUUGGUGGAGGUCUUACUGAACCCAGAUCCAGCCUCUUGGCAAGUAAAGGCUUUGUUGUUCUGGCACUGGCUUAUUUUCGUUACCAGGAUCUCCCAAAAAACCCUAAAAACCUGGAUUUGGAAUAUUUCGAGGAGGCGGUCACAUAUCUGAGGAAGCGGCCAGAGGUGAAAGGUCCUGGGAUUGGCGUCAUAUCAAUCUCUCAUAGUGGUGCCUUGGCUUUGAGCAUGUCAUCUUUUCUCUCUGGGAUCUCAGCAACUGUCUGUAUUAAUGCCUGUAAUGCAAACACUGUGCUUCCUUUACACUACAAAGACAUUGUAUUCCCACCACUGCCCCCUGUCAUGGAGAAUGUGAAAUUCACAGAGUCUGGCCUUGCAGAUAUACGUGACGCCUUACCAGACCCCACCAAGGGCAAGAACAGGGCGUCUUUGAUUCCAAUUGAACGAGCCACCUGCCAUUUCCUGUUCGCUGCUUCUGAAGAUGACCACAACUGGAACAGCACGUUUUUUGCCAGUCAGGCAGCUGAAAUUUUGAAAAAGCAUGGCAAAAAAUCCUACGAGGUUGUUACUUAUCCAAAAGCUGGUCACUUUCUGGAUGUGCCGUACAUGCCUUAUUGUUCAUCUGGGUUUCAUCCAGCUGUAGGGAGUGUUGUGGUGUUUGGUGGGGAGCCAAAAGCCCACUCUGAGGCUCAGCUGGACCUGUGGGAAAGAGUCCAGGAGUUCUUCAAGACCCACUUGGGCAACAAGAGCACUUGAUACUGUAUUAAUCCAUCAAGCAUCUCUGAAUGGUUGUUCUUAGAAAUGCUUACCAGUGCCUGUAUUUUCUAAUUAAUAAAAUUGUGACAACUCCAUUAACCUUCUAAUGUUCUGCAUCAGAAACACUCCAACAACCGUUUGGUUUCAGUUGAGGUUUUUUCAGUAUACCACGGGCUUGUAGCAAAAAAUCUUCUAUAGCAAAAAGAAUCAGAGAUUUUGACUUGUCAUGGGAAGGAAAUGUAAAUGGACUGCACAUAAAGCUGCUUGUUUUGUUGGGGUAGGGUGUUGAAUUUAGUGUCAUCCCCACUUCUUGAUGCAGACUCAAGGUCUGAGUAGUGGUCUACGUCAUAAGCCACAGCCAUGAGCUCAAACUUGAUUGUUUUGUUGAAGUAUCUCACAAAAGUAGAAGACACUUGGACUUUUCCUGCAGUUACUUGACAAAAUGUCUACCUAUAAAAUAACCUAUAUAUGAUAACUUCUCCACUGACAUGAUGUUGGUACAGAACCAGUUCUGCUUUUGUGCCAUUUGUAACUUAUUUAUUUAUUUUUUUAGUGUUUAAUG
Messenger RNA from Pelmatolapia mariae (spotted tilapia), 1941 nucleotides. RefSeq names its product acyl-coenzyme A thioesterase 1-like. The transcript is spliced from 4 exons. Gene Ontology annotation, biological process: acyl-CoA metabolic process; fatty acid metabolic process. Bases 132 to 1379 code for a protein of 415 amino acids. The record is from RefSeq and is a predicted model, not a curated record. Gene Ontology annotation, molecular function: fatty acyl-CoA hydrolase activity. Lineage: Eukaryota; Metazoa; Chordata; Actinopteri; Cichliformes; Cichlidae.